Musca vetustissima is the source of this 822-nucleotide messenger RNA. Its product is annotated as carbonic anhydrase 2-like. Gene Ontology annotation, cellular component: cytoplasm. Gene Ontology annotation, molecular function: carbonate dehydratase activity; zinc ion binding. NCBI's taxonomy places the organism in Eukaryota, Metazoa, Arthropoda, Insecta, Diptera, Muscidae. The transcript has 3 exons. The record is from RefSeq and is a predicted model, not a curated record. Bases 1 to 822 code for a protein of 273 amino acids.
AUGAUCAAGGUUUGGUUUCUACUAGUCUAUAUUGGCAGUGUUGUGGCUUGGAGUUACAUGGAACAGGACAAAUGGACAGAUAAAUUUCCCAUAUGCGGUUCUGUGCAGCGGCAAUCGCCUAUUGCUUUUAAUACAAAUGAGGCCUUGCUAAAAAUUACACCACCCAUGAAAUAUUCCCAAUAUGAUGUACAGUAUUACGCUAGCAUAAACAAUAAUGGUCAUGGCAUCGAUAUUCGUCUACAGGAUUCAACAGAUAAACCCACAAUUAGUGGUGGCCCCUUACCUCCCGAUGGAAUAUUUCAAUUCGAUAAUGUUCAUUUUCAUUGGGGUUCUGAUGAUGGUCAAGGUUCCGAACAUUUGAUCAACAAUAAGCACUACUCGGCUGAGAUACAUGCUGUGCACUAUAAUACCAAAUAUAAGGAUUUACCUGAAGCUACACAAUUUCCAGAUGGUAUUGCUGUUGUAACCGCAUUCUACCGAACAAAUUCUUCAGCGGACUUUAGGGGGUUACAAAAUAUAAGCAGUACAGUACCACCGCUAUCUAAAUCUUUGUUUAGAAUCAAAAAUUUUAAAUUGGCGGAUUUAUUUGGUGGUUUGACGUCGGUGGACAAAGGUUCAUUUUAUAGUUAUGUUGGAUCGCUGACCACUCCGCCAUGUUCGGAAGUUGUUACAUGGAUUAUUUAUAACAAACCCCUUGAUGUUAAUCCCAAGCAAUUGGAACAAUUCCGUUAUGUCCGCGAUGCACAUGGUAACCUGUUGGUGAAUAAUUAUCGUCGAUUGCAAUCAACAAAUGGUCGUAAAGUUUAUUUUGUGCAAUAUUGA